CAGAAAUAUGCAGCUGCAAAGAGUAUGUAAUAUCUACAAAAGACCUGACACUGGAUUGGGACGACCCUACUGUCUCCAACUGAACCACGGGGUACUAGGUAAUCUGACUGGCAUCUCUCGCCAGCGCUGUCGAGAUUGUCAGGAGAUAUGGCGAGACUGCAUUCGCGAUUAAUACAAGAUAAUUGAAAAUACUGGGACCACAAGGGCGUCUUGUUGCUGAUUCCAGGAUGCUAUCACCUACACUGCACAGCGAUCUGGUCAGGACUCAGUUCGCCCUACACCAGAGUCUCCUCUUCCGUGCAGCCAAGGGGCUCUCUAGAAAGCGGCUCUUCACAGCUUCCCCAGUCCAGGCAGCCAAGCGGGGCAAGGGGGACUCAGGCAGUGGUGGCGGUCGCAGCAGCGGUCCCCUCUACAUCACUGUGGAGAAGGAUGGAUCGGACAUCUGGAGGCUAGACCCUGUCAUCAAGAUGCUCAAGGAGGGCGCAAUGGGCAUUUUACCAACGGACACCUACCCGGCGCUAGUGUGCGACAUAGAGGCGCGCAAGGCAGUGGAGAGGCUGUACGCAGCCAAGGACAUGGAGCCCACCAAGCAGCUGUCCAUUCUAGUGAGAAAUUACGCCGACAUAAACACCUACACACUCGGCUUCCCCUCAACUGAACUGGGCCAGGACACCUUCAGGCUGGCUCGUCGAGCGCUCCCCGGCCCGUACACGCUGAUCCUGCACGCGAGCAAGGCGAUGCCCAAGCAGUGCGUGGACUUCCUCACCGGAAAGUCCAAACCGCGCCGCACCGUCGGCGUUCGCAUGCCAGGGGACACCCUCUGUCAGGCGGUGUUGCAGGAGCUGGAGCGGCCGCUGCUGAGCACGAGUGUGCACGUGGAGGCGGAGGGGGAGCUGGAGAUCCCAGAGGGCGCGGUGAUGAUGGACAUGUUUGCCGGCCGCGGCCUCGACUUCGUGGUUGACUGCGGCACCCGGAUAGCGGAGGGAUCUACAAUUAUAGACUUGACCGAAAGGGAGCCCACCCUCAUUCGGCAGGGCAAGGGAGAUCCCUCAAUUUUUGUCUCUGACUAUGCUUAUGCCUAA
Coccomyxa subellipsoidea C-169 is the source of this 1082-nucleotide messenger RNA. RefSeq lists its product as hypothetical. Bases 228 to 1082 code for a protein of 284 amino acids. Gene Ontology annotation, molecular function: double-stranded RNA binding. Lineage: Eukaryota; Viridiplantae; Chlorophyta; Trebouxiophyceae; Coccomyxaceae. The record is from RefSeq and is a predicted model, not a curated record. The transcript has 6 exons.